Labrus mixtus (cuckoo wrasse) is the source of this 408-nucleotide messenger RNA. RefSeq names its product small integral membrane protein 36-like. The record is from RefSeq and is a predicted model, not a curated record. NCBI's taxonomy places the organism in Eukaryota, Metazoa, Chordata, Actinopteri, Labriformes, Labridae. Bases 16 to 318 code for a protein of 100 amino acids. The transcript has a single exon.
AUGUAGGAGGCAACCAUGGGCUUUCUGGAAAACUACCAGGAGAUCGACCCCGUCACCUUGAACCUUUGCAUCCUCAUCGCCAGCUACGUUAUCUUGCUCCUGGUGUUCCUGAUAUCGUGUAUCAUGUACGACUGCCGGGGCAAAGAUCCCACGAAGGAGUACGCCCCCGACCCGCAGCCGACUCAGUCUCCCAUCAGGCUGGUGGUGAUGCAGAGCUCGCCGGCUCCGGUGGCACGGUGGGACGGGGCCAACAUGAUCACGACCUACCACGAGCCGACGCUCUCGGACUUCAGGGAGAAGAAAAGCACGAUGGUCUAAUUAAGACUCAGAGACUCACUUUUUGUAAAUAUCUAAAUCUUGUUUUGUACUUUUUGCAUUUCUUUAUUAUUAUUUUUUUGUCGUUCUGGA